Messenger RNA from Anopheles coustani, 3494 nucleotides. RefSeq lists its product as uncharacterized. Bases 81 to 3338 code for a protein of 1085 amino acids. The record is from RefSeq and is a predicted model, not a curated record. NCBI's taxonomy places the organism in Eukaryota, Metazoa, Arthropoda, Insecta, Diptera, Culicidae. Gene Ontology annotation, molecular function: protein binding. The transcript has 8 exons. Gene Ontology annotation, biological process: transcription by RNA polymerase III. Gene Ontology annotation, cellular component: transcription factor TFIIIC complex.
UAGUUGUUUUGCAGCAGAAAAAUUCCAGUGUGCGCGUGCGUUUUAAAUAAUACCGCCAGCAAAGGAAUAGAACUCGCGUUAUGAGUACUGCUGCUGGAACCUGUGUCGAUAUCCUCGAUGAAAUCGAAAUCAAAACAGAACCACCGGAGCAAGAGGAUGGUGUGCUGAUAGAAUCGCCUCAGGAACAUAUCUUCUUGCAGCCAUUCAUACCAAGUUUUCGUGCAUCGUUAAGAGCCCCCAAUACAGAUGAGCAGUUCAUUAUCAGCGAGAUCGAUACGGAGGACGAUUCCGAUUCGGCGGGCCGACCACGCGUCCUAGAGGUGAUCAACGUACGGUACCAACGUACGGCUUCUUCGAACAGCGCACGACAAACCCCAGCAGGAUCUGCAGGCAUCGUCGGGGGUAGCGCCACAAGGAUGGACCCCACGGGCGUAACGAUAUCGGCGAGGCAAUCGCUAAACCCCAGUCCAUCGGACGCGACGGUGUACAAAUGCGGUAACUGCGGCAAGGAACUGCACCGGUCAGCGUGGCAGGAACACUUUGCGUUCCACAAUGGGGUAGCGUUCCGCGAGGGCAUCGAUGAGCCGAUCGAUCUGAAGGACGUGAAAGCGGUCGGGAAUGCCAUAUACCGGUUUAUGAAAACCAACCGACGGUCGGAGGUCAUCUGCGAGAAGUGUAGCCAGGUGAAGAAGUCGCACUUGGGCAUGGCGUCCCAUUUGCGAACGUGUGGGAUGCCGAAGGAGGCCAUAGAGGCGACCAAGGUGACCUGCGAGCACUGCGGACGAAAGAUGAAGGCCGUCAGCUUUGCGACUCAUCAAUCGUUGCACUGUCACGUUCUACGGGAGCAGCGUUUAAAGGAGGCCGCCGAGCAGGCUCCAGCACAGCCGGUGCUUUCCAGCGGCCCUAGCGGAGAUGAAGCUACUCAACUGACGGCGAGCGGAAGAAAGAAGCGUCGAUCCGUUAAGUGUGCCGAAAAAAAGAUAAGAAAGCUUGCACGAGAAACGAUUGAAGAACCAAAGCAGCUACUCAUAAAAGUUACAAACCGUAUGAUAAGCAAGGGUUUGCUAAUCAGCUGGCUGAAGGACAUGAAGAACACGGGGCAGACGACCUGCAGGCACAAGGGCUGCUUCUUUGUCGGAACGUCCGAGGAAAUAAUGAGAAGCCACAGUAAACUCUGUCCCUACGCCGCGAGUACGGCACCAUUCUACGAGUGUGCAAUAUGCCAGCAUCAGGAGGCGAACCAGAUGCGAAUGUACGACCAUGUACGCCAGGUGCAUCAGAUGGAAUUGGGCUCCGUGCAAAACGUACCGAGCGACAAUGAAAGCGACACAAAUGUUGCGUUUGACAGUGAAAUGCGAGACGAUGGUGCGAGCAGUAGCUCCGACAUGGAUGCAACGAUCAAAGAAGAAGACCUCGAAGACGCAGACGACGAUGGAAAGUGGAAACGAAAGCAACCGGCGAAAAAGGGCGCUCCUAAGAAUGCUAAGGCUACGAAACGAUCGAAAAAUCGAGCCUCAGACGGGGAUGAGGCUCUGAACGAGACGUCUGUGUUGGCCGACGAGGGAGAAGUGUACAAAGAAAUGGUCCAGGCUGAAGCCGCCGAGCUGAGGGCGCAGCGGAAUAACAUCCAGUUCACCACCAUCCAGUGGAUGUUUAAGUUUCAUCGGGAACACUACGGCAGCCGGCAGCUAUUCCCGCAGCUUCAACCCGAUGUGGACGUUCGCUUCCUGCAGAUGCUCGCCAUCCGUGAAUACCUUCCGCGCUCGGUCCAUUCGCUUCGGUUUCAGCGACGCUACGCCAAGCUCUACGGUGAGCCGUACAAAUUGCGAGCGUCCGACAAUUGGCGCCAGCUGUUCACUUUUCAAGGCGAGGUGCUCGAUGGUGAGCCGAUUUUUUACUGUGGUGGCCCCGUGACGGCUCUCGAUUGGUUGCCCAUCCCAAGCGACGAGGGUGAUGACGCAGCGAUGGAUCAGAUUCUAGCCAUCGCCUGCAAGUCCGGUUUCGACGAUUAUUACACGUGCGAGCAGCUAUCGUCAUCAGUGCCGCGCAAAUGUCUGAUUCAGAUCUGGAACGUGGGACCGUUGCGGAAUGCCAGAGAAAGCAAUCCGGCAACUCCCCGAUGCCCGCAGCUGUCGUUUGCCAUUGCGUGCGAUUUUGGCCCCAUCUGGCAGCUGUCCUUCUGCCCGAGCGGAUGUUACAACGAACUCGAUCGGGGCGACAGUUUCGACCGGCUGGGGCUGCUCGCAGCGACCGGCUCCGAUGGUGACGUGUACGUUUACGCCCUCAAUCGUAGUAUGGUGAGCGCCCGGAUCGAGCUCCCGGACACCAAACCGACACCUCGCAUCGUACACCUCCAACCGGUGUUGCGGCUUUCGCUCACCGUGCACCACCGAUCCCCCUUCGGUGACACGAACGCUGCCCACCAUAGCUUCACCGGUCACGGCGUAAUGAAAAUUACGUGGUCCCGCGCGAAAGGCCACACUGUGUUUGCAGCCGGUUACUCGAACGGUGCCGCCGCGGUGUGGAAGCUGACCGAGGCCAGCUUUAGCUCGGCCAUACUCGGCACACUGAAGGAUGGCAUUCGAACGUUGCUGCCCACGCACAAGAUAUUGAACGCUACCACCGGCAGUGUGUCGGCGAUUGAUGUGCACUAUGGACAGGGCUCGCGCUAUCUGGCCGUCAGCAAUACCGACCGGCGGUUGAAGGUGUACGAUCUGCACAGUGGCCACCAUCAGCCGCUCGAGGUGCUCAGCAUGCUGUCGCGCAGUCGCAUCACGGCCAUGCGUUGGAUGCUACACUACCCGGUGCUGGUAUUCGUGUAUGAUGACGUCUUCUUGACGGACCGGGUGGGCUACACAGUUCACCAACCGCGCGAGAUUGGGCUCAGAACUAUGCCGCUGCUCACGCUUGGUACGGAAGCGACCGAUCUGGCCCUAAACGAAUGGAUCAGCACGAACGCGAUAACCACGGACGGUGGGGACGUAGUGUGCCAUAAGCCGAUUCCGUUCGUUACCGGUAUCCCUGCCAAGAAUUUUGGACAACUACUUACAAUGACAAACUCCGUCGGAAUUAGCAACGUCGACACCGAUGGGCUGGAUCUGUCCUCCUACGAAGCUUUCGCAAACAAUUUCGCGCUGGUUUUCUCCGACACAGAUAAGAAUCCCUCACAAUCGGAUCGGAAGUCGCUGCAGAUAAAAUCAUUUCGCCGCGGAAACAUCGCCCAGUAUCCGGGGGUCCGGUUGAACCAGAUUCGAUGGAAUCCGAACAGUUCCUCGUUUCUGUACUAUGCCAUCGGCUACCAGGCUGGAUUCGUGCGUGUUCGCAAAAUACAAGUUUAGGAUUAGUUAUGCGGGUAAGGUGGCGAGUGUACAGAAAUAGGGGCUUGUGCUAGCACCGUGUUUGAGAUGAUCAUUCCAAAUGCGCAGUGAAGUCGAUUUAGUCUCAUUUCCAAUUUUAAUUUUCGAAUAAGGAAUGAAUAAAGUUUCAUUUUAUUU